AUCAUAUCAGUUAAUCAUUCACAUUGAGCAACAUUACCUAGAAAAGUUUCACAGGAAGAUGCAAAGGAUAAUCGCAAUUGUGGCCAUUAUGGUAUUCGGCAUGUCCAUCGUGGAUGCCCAGACCUGCCAGGAGUGCCAGACGGAUAACGAUGUGUACUGCCUCACUCAGACCACAUAUCAGAAUUGCAUGAAAAAUGCACCAAUUGGAGAUGUUGUGACAUGUCCAACAGGCACUGUUUGCUCCAAUUCCGACGAUGUGUGUGUUGAUAGCUCGGAGGUGAACUCAACUAUCCUUGAUGUGUGCGGAUCCUCCGACGGAAACGGUGCCCAGUGCGAAGUGUGUUCAUCAGGUGCCAAAUACGCCUGUGUCAGCGGCACCCAGUAUGCCCGUUGCUCCUCCAGCGGUGGUCUACUCACCUCCAAUGUCUACAGCUGCGAUACCGAUGAGAUUUGUAUCGUCGAUGCUUUUUCAGCCUAUCAAACUGUCUGUGUGCCUUCAUGUGCCGCCGAUUUUCUGGAUCUGACUGCCACAUGCAGCAACAGUGCUUACGAGACAACAACAACAACGACCGCUGCCCCGACGACAACUCCCAGUGCUACUCAAAAAACUGAUUACUGCGCAGCUGGCGAGCCUACUACCAAUCCCGGAUACUUCUUUACCAGGAUCACUGAUGACUCUACGUGCAAUAGUUACCUAUAUUGCCAGAAAUCGGGAACUAGCUGGAUAGCCCUAUACAUGACCUGUGCCUCUUCGACCCCAUACUUUGACUCAACCACCAGUUCCUGUGUGGCAACCGAGCCUGCCAGCUGCGCGACCACCACUACCACUCAAUCUUCUACCAGUAGUGAUUCUUCAACAUCGGAUUCUUCCUCCACGGAAUCUUCUUCAUCUUCUUCGUCGACGGCGUCUUCUACGGAAUCAUCUUCUACGGAUUCUACCUCAUCUUCUUCGGAUGCAUCCUCUACAGAAUCUACCUCGACGACUGAUUCUUCUUCGUCUAAUAGUGAAUCCUCUUAAACAGAGUAUUCAUUGUUCUUUUAGUAACACAAGUAAUAGCUUUCUGAUGGAAGUAGAAAGAUGCCAUUGAAAGUAUAAAAACAUUGUAUUAGAUUUGUAAACAAUCUUUAAUCAUUUAAUAAAUCUGAGAUAAUAUUUACGUUA
Molecule: messenger RNA, 1162 nt
Organism: Drosophila eugracilis
Lineage: Eukaryota; Metazoa; Arthropoda; Insecta; Diptera; Drosophilidae
Exons: 3
Coding region: 59-1018 (319 amino acids)
Cellular component (GO): extracellular region
Molecular function (GO): chitin binding
Source: RefSeq, a predicted model, not a curated record